This is a messenger RNA of Vombatus ursinus (common wombat), 4502 nucleotides long. It is a transcript of the gene RNF141, whose product is annotated as ring finger protein 141. The coding region runs from base 169 to 864 and encodes 231 amino acids. NCBI's taxonomy places the organism in Eukaryota, Metazoa, Chordata, Mammalia, Diprotodontia, Vombatidae. The transcript has 6 exons. Gene Ontology annotation, molecular function: ubiquitin-protein transferase activity. The record is from RefSeq and is a predicted model, not a curated record. Gene Ontology annotation, biological process: protein autoubiquitination.
GGUCCUCAUCGUUACGGCUUUCCCCAAACCAAAACCCGUUCGGGGAGCCCGGGCGGCCGCCCCUUUCGUUGUACUGAGUCCUUCUUAGUAAGACCCUCCCCCGCCAAAUUAAGAAACGCCACAUGCGAAUGAAACAUCACUCUUACUGGAUUUUGAAUUGCAUUCAUCAUGGGACAGCAAAUUUCUGAUCAGACGCAAAUGGUGAUAAACAAGUUGCCUGAAAAAGUGACCAAACACAUCUCUCUGUUUCGAGAAAGUGGUUCGCUUACCUAUGAGGAAUUUCUGGGGAGAGUAGCUGAACUGAAUGAUGUAACUGCAAAAGUGGCUUCUGGCCAAGAAAAGCACCUUCUGUUUGAGGUACACCCAGGAUCGGAUUCCUCUGCCUUUUGGAAGGUGCUUGUUCGAGUGGUGUGUACCAAGAUUAACAAAAGCAGUGGAAUUGUAGAAGCAUCAAGAAUCAUGAAUUUGUAUCAGUUUAUCCAGCUUUAUAAAGAUAUCACAAGUCAAGCAGCAGGGGUGCUGGCACAAGGCGCUACUACUUCCGAAGGAACUGCCGAAAGCUUGCCAUCUGUGUCUUCCUGUCAGGCCAGCAUUUGGAUGGGAAGAGUGAAGCAGCUGACUGAUGAGGAGGAAUGUUGUAUUUGCAUGGAUGGGCGAGCCGACCUCAUUCUGCCCUGUGCCCACAGCUUUUGUCAGAAGUGCAUUGAUAAAUGGAGUGAUCGACACAGAAACUGUCCUAUCUGCCGCCUGCAGAUGAGUGGGGUCAAUGAUUCUUGGGUUGUGUCUGAUGCACCUACAGAAGAUGACAUGGCUAACUAUAUACUUAACAUGGCUGAUGAGGCAGGCCAGCCUCACAUCCCAUGAAACUGGGGCCUUUUCUUGGUACCUUGGGCUGUAAAUCCCAUUUGGGGUUGGAGUAGAGUACAGGGGCAUCAAUGUCACGAACGCAUGGAAAUCGAUUCCUCCCUUCACCCCAUCUCUAUUUUUGCCACUCUUUCCCACAAUUUAUUCCAUCCCUUUUGAUAAAAUUCAUGAAUCUUUGUCUUGUUUUAAUCGAAAUCUAAAUUACUGUUUUAAAUCUUUGUAUAUGAGCCAGUCUUCUGUAGGAGGUAUCCCAGUAGGUCCGUGGUGUUCACUGAGAAUGCUUUGGCUGCUAGUUAGAGAAGCAUUGUUUGGAGAAACUUCUGAACACUGGGUUAGGGAUGGGCGUGUUAGGUUCUGAUCAGUCCUGAGCGUUCAGUAGUCAUAGCUUUCUGACACACAAACUGAACCCGAUUUAAAACAACUGAAAGGAGAAAAUAAAUCCAAGUGCUCAUUACUACUAAGCUAGUCAUUUUACUGGAAUUUAAGGGGUUGUUAUUGCCCCCUGCUGGUUGAUUGUGACACCAUUAAUGAUGUCUGCAUGAAGUAACCACAAAUGCUUCCUAAUCGAGCAGUUUGUGAUUCAGAGAUAAUAGAUGAUGAAACCUACAUAUUUCAGAGGGAAUAAGAAAUCUAGAGCUUCUGAAAUUAUUUUUGCUGACAAAUAUUUGAGGGAGAACUCAUUGUGGGCUGCUUGGCGGUUUCUAACAUUCCCUUGUGCAAAAUCCUGGGGUUUGAUAGGGACAUUUUUCUUAAUAGAAAAGCUCCAGAUUCUAUAUUUUCAAACUGUGCAUACUGGAAGCAAAUCUCUACUAAAUGAUAAAUUACUCAGUAUUGACCAUGGUGCUUUUUAGUUUCAUGAUUUGGUAGCAUCUUCCUGAGAUUUCAGAAUGCUCGCACUUGGAGGUUAAAAGGACAAGAAACCACUGGUCCUCCCAUAAGUGUAGGACCUUCCUGAAACAGAGAGGAAGUUCAGACUGCUAGGAACGAAAUAUUCAGACACGAAGGAGUAAGAAUACAGUCCUAGGCAGUGUCCUAAUAGCAUUUCAGCCUCCUUUGUGAAAGAGGAAAAUGUUCACAAAGAAAAGCUUUGGUUUAUCUUGACUCUUAACAUUCAGCACUCAUGAAAUAGUUUAAUUUAAAAACAAAUGUAUUGAACCCUCCAAGGAAGCCAUUCUGACCUGUUUAGUUAAAGUUGCAAACAUACAAAUUACCGUAAGCACUGAGGCAGAUGAUUUAUGUUGCUAUUUCAGGAAGUGGCUACAGGAUUGCAUGUAUAAAUAGAAGAUUCUUCAAUUUUUUAGCAAGUGUGCAAAUAAAAUUAAUGAUCCAUUCAUAGAAAAAAACUUGUUCCUUUCUUAUUGGUAUUAUUCUCCCCUCAGAUGUAGGGAAAGGGUCUGGGGAGUGGCUUAUACAGAUUCUGUCCCUUUUCAGAUUUGUGAUUCAGUUACUAGCUGAUGAAUGUUUUAGUGGGCUGAGUGUCCUAGGGCCAAAUCUGGAUUUGUUUUCUGAAUUUGACUUAUAGAGGUGGUCUUUGUAAGACUAAUUCGAGCUACUUUUUAAUAGUCACAUAUAUGUAUACUCUAUAAUACUUUGGCCUUGCUUAAAAAUAGAAUUGCCAAGAAAACCAAAUAGUUUGCUCUCUCAGUUUUAAAAUGAACCGUAGAAAACACAUUCAGCAGUGGUGCCUGGACUUUAUUUGGAUUUCAGUGGCACCCACUGAGUAUGUCUAGAAGUGAGUGCCUGACUUGAGAAAUUGUAUUCUUAAGCAGGCUCUGGUUCUAGGGCAUUCACAUCUUCAAACAUACUUUUCUAAUUGUGAAAUGCCUCCUUUUCCCACUCCUGUUUUUUUCUUGUAAUUCCAUUAAAGGCCAGGACAUUUAUGUUUGGAAUACGUGAAAGGGGCUACAGUUGUAAGGAUGAGGGUCAUAAUGAGAACCACAGCCAUAGAGCGGGGAUGAAAUCUGCACAGGUUUGCAGGCCCCACUCCCCAACUCCUUAAAUAAACUUCCUUGUGUCUUACUUGGCAGUGAGUGUAGGCAAUAACAAUAACCAAUCUAGCGUUUUCAGUUUUCAAAGCACUCUGUAUACAUUAUCUCAUUAAAACCUCACAACAGCCCUGCCAAGGUAGCUCCUCUAGUUUCCCUUAUUUUACAGGUGGGUACACUGAGGUUCAGAGAGGGGAAAUAAUUUGCCCAUGCUAACACAGCUAGUGUCGAGACAGGAUUUGAGUCAAGGUCUUCCUGAAUCCAUCAGCAGGACUCUCCACAGUAUCACACUGAGACCAUCCCCUCAGCAGAAGCACUUUCUUAGGCUGACUUUCACUGUGCCAUCUCUGCAGGCUGGCCUUAUACCAUUUUCUUCUACAUAUAUUUUCUCUUUCAGGGAGUUAAUGACCAGCCGAGAGCACUGAGGAGAUCUGAUAUUAACAAAACCUCUCCCGUUUUGCAAAAUGUGUUCCACUCUAAACACUGACUGCUAUGCAGGAUCAUCAUGUAUUUUCACUAACCUCAUCAAAAUAAAUGGGAAACUGACAACCCCAUUUCUUUGCUGACUCUACUAAGCCUUGCAAUUUUUCCUUUGCAUGUGAAUGAAAUGCAGUUUCUACUGUAGGAUAAGUUGUAAUUUUGCUUAAAGGUGAGGAUGUAAACUUUUUUUUAGCUUAUACUCUUAAAUCUUUUGUAAUUAGAAAGUACUAAAAUGCACUUGCUGUGCCAGGAGGUAGGGACUGUGGUGUAACUUGUGCCUUCUCGAGCUGGUGAUAUCUCUCAUGCACUCACUGUAACGGACAGGUUGUUAAUUGACAAAAUGUUCUUUUCUUAAAUGCACUAAAAAGGUCCCGCAAUCUAUUGAUAACUAUACAAUUUUAAUGUGCUAGGAUGAGUUUGAAUAUGAGCUGCUUGCUGUUAAAAUAGCAGUGCUUCCUUAGUGAAAUGACUUUCUCAAGCUUCUCAAAAGGAAAGUCACAUCUGACUUUGCAACUGGGACAGAUGGAUAAAUUGUGCAAUAAAUAAUUUUUUGUGGAGAGGAAAAGACAGCUAUUGACAAUUGUUUUUUUCAUACGAUUGUGUGGUUUACUGUUGUUAUUAUGUAUUGUAAUUGGUUGGAUCUGUGGAUUAACCAUAAAUUGAUAUUCCUUAGAGGGCUGUUACUUACAUACUGUACAUUGGACUCUAGUGGUAUUUCUGACUGAUUUGUGACCUUUUCUCCCUACUGUUUUAAAAAAAAUCAAUUAAAAUUCACUUUAGCUGGUUAUUGGAACCAGUCCUCCCCGUGCCCAGGGUGCUUGGGGUGAUAAGUAAGGUACUGACAGCAGGUGGUGAACCAGCUGCUGCGUACUGCCCUAGUCCCUAUUGGAAGUAGUUCCAAGUGGUGUUGGUGAAUAAUUGGAGUGCUGGGGAGAUCAGGCUUGUUUCAAACAAUUCAAGUUCCCAUUUUGAUUUUCUUAAAUAAGCCACAUUUACUAUAUUUACCAAAGAAUUGAGAGAAAACCAUUUAAAAGAUAGGGAGAAUUAGCUAACCAUCUGUAUGGUGGGCAUGGGAGCAGAGAUGUCUGUGUGAAUGAAAACACAAGGGCAAUCUCUUGUGUAAGACUGUCUUUUUAUCAUUUGUGGAAAGUAGUAAAGAUAACUGCUACACUA